Molecule: messenger RNA, 2005 nt
Organism: Closterium sp. NIES-67
Lineage: Eukaryota; Viridiplantae; Streptophyta; Zygnematophyceae; Desmidiales; Closteriaceae
Source: the annotation of a GenBank genome assembly
ACUCGACAACCAACGCAAGGUCUAUUUAUUGCUUACUCAUUCGCCGGCUUCUUAGUAUCACUUCGCCGCUGUUUUCAUUAUUCAUCUGACUUAGUUUAUACCGGAGACACCUCUCGAGCAACCAUGGAUGUAGCAUCAUUGAUGGCUUCUCACGUGCUCUCUGCACCGCCACCUGCUGCAAUUGUGGCCCUCCAAGCAUCCGUUCACGAAUCUGCUGCCCCACCGACUGCCUCGUUCGUCCCUCCACCGCCAUCGGAGGUCGCAGCAAGCACUGACGACUUGACUUUCCAAGCGAUCAACUCGCUCGACUGGGCGCAAGGCGGGUUGCCAGCGCUCACGUCGUCUGCGUCAUCCACCUCCCUUCUCCCGCCAAACAGCCCGUCAGUCCCGCUACUCCGGCGAGUCUCCACCGACACUCUGCUUCAAAUCGACGCCAUUAAUGCGCCGCCGCUCACAACGCGCCCGCAUUUGGAGUCGUUCCCCAUCCCCGGCAAAGACGACCAACGGCUCGCACGCGGGCUCCGCGCGGAGGUGCUGAUAGAGGCGGAGGAGAUCCUUCGAGGAAACGACCGUGGCGGGUACACGAUUCCGGCCAAGGGGCUGUACCCGUACCAGUGGAACUGGGACUCGGGGCUGGUGGCAAUCGGAUGGUCCGCCGUGGACCACGAGCGCGCGUGGGAGGAGAUGCGGAGGCUGUUUUCGGCGCAAUGGGCGGACGGCAUGGUGCCGCACAUCGUGUUCCACCAGCCCAGCCCCACGUACUUCCCCGGCCCCGACAUCUGGGGCACGGCCGACCACCCACGCAACAGCACGGGCAUCACUCAGCCGCCGAUCGCGGCGACGGCGGUUCGGCAGUUGCUGGAGCGUAGCAUGGGCGGAGACUUUUCAGGCGGCGUGGCGUGGAACGGCGGCAGCCUGGCGGACGACCGGAGCAGCUACAGCUUGCAGCAGGCGGAGGAGCUGUUCCCGAAGCUCAUGGCGUACCACCGCUGGUUCCAGAUGGCGCGAGACCCGCAAGGCACGGGCGUGGUGGCGACGCUGCACCCGUGGGAGUCGGGCAUGGACAACAGCGUCGCGUGGGACGUGCCUCUGCGAAACGUGCCCGUGGACGACAUACCUGCGUACACGCGCAGGGACUUGGGCCACGUGGACGCGUCCAUGCGUCCCACUCAGGCGGAGUACGACCGGUAUCUCACGCUGCUGUACCGCUUCCGCGCCGUCGACUACGACCCCGAGCAGCUCUACUACCUGUCGCCGUUCCGCGUGACCGACGUGUGCACCAACUCCCUCCUCCACCGCGCCAACCUCGACCUCCGCUGGCUCGCCGUCACUCUGGGCCGCACGGACAACGCCAUGGAGAUCGACCAGUGGCUGCAACGCUCCGUGGCGGCCUUCCCGUCGCUGUGGGACGAGUCGAGUGGCAUCUUCCGCUGCCGCGACCAGAUCACAGGGGAGUUCCUCGAUGCCGCCACGUCAGCGGGCUUCCUGCCGCUGUUUGCUCGCGUGGCAACACCCGAGCAGGCGGAGGCACUGGCAGGGACUCUGUCGACGUGGCUGGAUCAGGUGGAGUACGGCGUGCCGAGCCUGGACCCCGCAGACGCACGUUUCGACCAGCUGAGGUACUGGAGGGGGCCAGUGUGGGCGAUCGUGAACUACAUGGUGACGGACGGGCUGAGGUUCUACGGCUACGAGGACCUGGCGACGCGAGUGGAGGGCAGCACACGGCAGCUGAUGAACGAGCACGGGCUGUUCGAGUAUUACGACCCCACCACAGGGCAGGGUGCUGGCGGCAGCGAUUUCUCCUGGACUGCUGCCAUGGCACUGGCUUGGCUCAACCAGACAGGCGGGUCAGGCAUCGCAGGGUGAAGCGAGGCAGAGCAGAGAUACAGAUGGCGACGUGGAUGUGAGAGGAGUGAGAGUCUGGCGUGUGAGUGUACAGAAGGUUGCCACCACUAGUGUUAGGCGUAGGGUGUAUAUUUAUUUUUAUCAAGCAAGAUUAUUUCAA